Messenger RNA from Carassius carassius (crucian carp), 2460 nucleotides. RefSeq lists its product as uncharacterized. The record is from RefSeq and is a predicted model, not a curated record. NCBI's taxonomy places the organism in Eukaryota, Metazoa, Chordata, Actinopteri, Cypriniformes, Cyprinidae. Bases 41 to 1564 code for a protein of 507 amino acids. The transcript is spliced from 6 exons.
ACUUUAGGAGGCUUUGCCAACUGCAUGCUCUUGGGAAACCAUGGCUGAAAGCAAUGAGCUUGUUUCAAGUAACAACACGAUCACUCCAGAGAUCAUCCAGGAGCUUCUUCCGGCUGCGGAGCGAACCGCUCUUCUCUAUCAUCUCUCUUACCUGACACUGGGUACUUUCCCAAAACUGGAGCGUCUGAUCAAACAGCAAGCUCUUGAUACACAAAUGCUGUUUGAAUCCUCUGGAGCUGUUCUGCUAAAGUGUGUCGGCACAAGUCACAACCUGGUCUCCUCCCUGUUCCCAAUGCUGAGGAAGGCUGUUGAAAUUAACAAACCUGAAGUGGCUAAGAAUUACCUGGAGAAAGCCAAAACAUGGAUUGAUGACAUCAUCAGAGCUGUGGAUGAGACUGUGAAGAGGUAUGAACAACAACAAAAAAGUGUGGCGAUGUCUACCAGUGAUUUAUUUCAAGAAGAGAAAGAGAUUGAAGGAAAAUUAACUCAAAGUGAAGAGAGGAUGGAGAUGUUACAGAGGGCUGUGGACAUUGUUCAAAAGAAACAGGAAAAAACUGCCAACGAUCUUAAGGAAAUUGAGCAAAAAAUUGCAAUAAAAAACCGAGAGAUGCAGAAACACGUUGUGAAGGUUUCUCUAAAAAAAUCUGGUGUGGGUUUCCUGGCCUCCUUGGUUCCAUGUGUUCGUUUUGUUGUUAAAUCCAUUUAUGAUGUUGCAACUGCCCCUGGGAAUACUCGUAAAACCCAUGAGCUCAAUACCGAACUAUCUCGUCUCAGAUCUGAAAAGAGAUUACUGGCAAACAGAGAUUACGUUUUGCAAGACAAACUGAUGGAUCUUAAGCUGAAGUUGACCAGUUGUAAAAUGCAGACGGGUGGAUAUGUCGACAUGAAGGAUGUCCAGGACAAUUUUUCUCAAAUCCGUAAAAUUCUGGUUCAGCUUAAAGACUUUUGGGUGAAAAUGGGAGUUCAGUUGCAGUAUCUGAAAGACAAGACCUUUGUUGAUGAGUCCUUUGUUGAUGAGUUUUAUGAUGAUGACAUGAAGGAUGAGUUUCUGCAUUCUAUUGAAAUAGCUGGAGAGUACUGGCAGGAAUUUGGUGAAGGCUGUAAGAAAGCAGAGUGCAUCUUCAGCGUUCAAUCUAAGAAUGCAUAUUUAUUCCUGGAGACUAAUCCUUCAUCACUAUCAGAGGAUGAAUGCAAUGAGCAGUAUCACUUAGUAAUGGAGAAGCUUAAGGAGUUGAGCAAUCAGGCUGCGUCCACAGCCGCCAUCCCUGCACUACCACAGGAGCGACCACCUGAAUAUAAUUGUAUGGUUGUUCCAUCCCAGGAACCCCUACAAAUUUACCAACCUCCAGCAACCUAUCAAACCCAAAUGUUUUACCAACCCCAAGUAAUUUACCCAUCCCAAGUGACUUACCAACCCCAAGUGACUUACCAACCCCAAGUGACUUACCAGCCCCAAGUGACUUACCAACCCCAAGUGACUUACCAAUCCCAAGUGACUUACCAAUCCCAAGUGAUGUACCAACCUCAAGUGACUUACCAAUCCCAAGUGAUUUACCAACCAUAAGUGACUAACCAAUCCCUGGUGAUUUAGCAACCCCAAGUUAUUUACCAACCCCAAGUAACUUAACAACCCAAAGUGAUUUACCAAUCCAAAGUGAUUUACCAAUCCCUGGUGAUUUACCAACCAUAACUGACUAACCAAUCCCUGGUGAUUUAGCAACCCCAAGUUACUUACCAACCCCAAGUGACUUACCAACCCAAAGUGAUUUACCAACCCCAAAGUGACUUACCAACCCAAAGUUACUUACCAACCGCAAAAUGAUUUACCAACCCAAAGUGACCUACCAACCCCAAAGUGACUUACCAACCCAAAGUGACUUAGCAACCCCAAAAUUAUUUACCAACCCAAAGUGACUUACCAACCCAACAUGAUUUACCAAUCCCAAGUGAUUUACCAUCCCAACGUGAUUUACCAAUCCCAAGUGAUUUACCAACCAAAAGUGACUUACCAACCCCAAGUGACUUACCAAUCUCAAGUGAUUUACCAACCCCAAGUGACUUACCAACCCAACGUGACUUACCAAUCCCAAGUGAUUUACCACCCCCAAGUGACUUACCACCCCCAAGUGAUUUACCAACCCCAAGUGACUUACCAACCCAACGUGAUUUACCAAUCCCAAGUGAUUUACCAACCACAAGUAAUUUACCAACCCAAAGUUAUUUACCAACCAAAAGUGACUUACCAACCCCAACGUGAUUUACCAAUCCCAAGUGAUUUACCAACCCCAAGUAACUUACCAACCCAACGUGAUUUACCAACCCAAAGUUAUUUACCAACCAAAAGUGACUUACCAAUCCUAAGUGAUUUACCAACCCCAAGUAACUUACCAACCCAACGUGAUUUACCAACCCAAAGUUAUUUACCAACCAAAAGUGACUUACCAAUCCCAAGUGAUUUAC